AUCUGACGUUAACACACAAAUAUUCCAAAGAAACAAAAUCACAAAAAUGGACCUAAUGUGCAAUGAGGGUCCCAAGUACCAUGAUCCAACCCAUACGGAGGGGAAACCCGAUUCCAAGACCGCCAUCAGCAACACGAUUCCAAUCACCCAAAUACCCAGCCUCACCAAAGACCUGGCACUGUGCAACAAGCCGCUCUGCGAUGAUGCGGACAUGCAAUGCAUCAUCGACCUGAUCAGCGCCACCGUCUGCGAGGCGGUGACCAUCAUUGAGUCGGACCCGCGAGGUCUCUUCUGCUACAAGAUGCCUACCAAGACGUUUACCGGGGUCAGUAUUUCCUCCGGCUUGCCCUCCACCGUUGUGAUCGGGGGCGUGGCCGGGGCCGAGCAGGACCCAUCCACUGUCCAGCGAAAUGCGCCCUACGUGUCUGCGGACUCGGGAUCUAGCGGCCUGGUGCGACACGCUCUGACCAUCGGCAAUUUCGAGUACGCCAAUGCCAUUUCCGAUGUCCGGGACUUCAUCAGCCGAUGGGAACUGUCGCCGGACACCAAGUGCGUGGUCAUCAGCAACGCUAAUAACCACGUUGUCCCCAUCAAGGGCACCAUCUACUUCAUUGACGCCCACUUCUCCCGGCCGACACCCCGCUGCCCGAAUCCUCUGGCCGUCGCCAAGGUGCGGUUCAUCGUCACCGUGUCCAAGCUGUUGCUGCCCUGCUAUCCUGUGAUGAUCACCUAUCGCUUCGAAGGCUACAACACCCUGUACUAUGCUGUGGGAGAACGGUCCCUCAAUUCGUUUACCUUCCAGCGGUUCUACAUCGACACCAUCUUGCACACCAAACUGAGCUUCUUCGCGGCGGUGGCCGAGUGCCGUCAUGGCACCGUGGACCACCCCAAGGACAAUGUCAAGUCAAGAAAAUCAAAAAAGCCCUCAGAAAAGAAGUAGUUCCGUUUUCCACUCGAGUUUAUGAUGUUUUUCCCUCUUGAGUUACUCACUGUAAAGC
This is a messenger RNA of Drosophila bipectinata, 998 nucleotides long. RefSeq lists its product as uncharacterized. Gene Ontology annotation, molecular function: protein kinase A regulatory subunit binding. The record is from RefSeq and is a predicted model, not a curated record. Gene Ontology annotation, cellular component: cAMP-dependent protein kinase complex. Lineage: Eukaryota; Metazoa; Arthropoda; Insecta; Diptera; Drosophilidae.